Zea mays is the source of this 4884-nucleotide messenger RNA. Its product is annotated as putative leucine-rich repeat protein kinase family protein. Gene Ontology annotation, biological process: protein phosphorylation. NCBI's taxonomy places the organism in Eukaryota, Viridiplantae, Streptophyta, Magnoliopsida, Poales, Poaceae. The record is from RefSeq and is a predicted model, not a curated record. The coding region runs from base 1520 to 4699 and encodes 1059 amino acids. The transcript has 4 exons. Gene Ontology annotation, molecular function: ATP binding; protein binding; protein kinase activity.
AACACACACACACAUGGCUCUCCUGUGCUAAACAGAACCCAAUCUCGUCGGUCGGUCCUCGCACUCGCAGCAGCACCAGUAGACACCGUCCCAUGCGUCCAGCUCGUCAGGUCUCUCUCGCUUGCCAUGCCAUUGCCAUGGCUGCCGCGUCCACGAAAUCAAGGGAGGAAUAUUUGACUUGUGCACCUCCAACUGCCAAUCAAUCAAUCAUAUCGGAAGGCUGCCCACCACCGCGGCGGCGGCGCUAGCUCGUGUCCCCGUCACCGUCACCACAGCUCCCGGGCUGGCUUCCAUGUGUGGAGGGGGAAGAAGACAGAAGAGGCGCGCGCGACUCGCGGUCAUUUUCACCGCAUACUUUUUUUCCCCCAUUUAUGGAUCUGGAUACCAUCCGUCAAGCACCCACUUUUAACUCCCAUUCUUGUUGAUCGAGGAGACCAUUCCUGUGUGCAAAAUCUCAAGUUUCCUGGACAGUAUUGCACAGUAGAGAAAUCUCCCCUCAUCUACUUCUACCUACCUGGUAGUAUUGCACAGUAGAGAAAUCUCCAGAACCCCUCCCCGCCCAAAUGUCUCUCUCACCCUCCGGAACGACAAGCCAGUGGGCCGCUGAAAUAAACGUGUCUAGUGAUUCCUUCUUUUUCUAUUUUAUUUAAACGUUUCUUCUUUUUUUUCGAGAAUCUAAAAACCGAGACGUUUAUCGAGAAUUUGAACAAAUACCCCCUCCUCCCCGCUCUGUUUUUUUUUAUUAUUAUCACGCCAACACGUCCUCGUCAACAAAUAUGUGAGUUUGAUCCUCCACGGUGGCCCAGUUCGGUUCUGAAUUUCUUGACGUGGGCAGCUGGCCUGUUGAAAGGGGCGACGAAAAGGAAUGCAAGCUCACCCGAGCUGGACCGGAAAAGGGGAGGGGGGGUCAAAGAAUGAAACAGCCUCCCUAGGGGCAUGUGGACGGUGCUCUAGUCUUGCUAUCCUACCGGUACCCAGUGUGCCUGCACAGAUUCUUUUGUGUUUUUUUUUCUUUUGCCCUCCCCCUUUUGGUUGAGAUGGAUGACAGAGGAUAAAGAACACAGGACCAGACAAAAGGCCACAAAGCAAGGACUUCACUAGAACCUACAACAAAAACCAAAACAAGAAAACAAAUCGCUAGGGAAGAAAACGCAUUACACAAACAAUCUCACAGCUAAUCAAGCACUCCAUAAUACUAAAAAAAAUACCCUGCUAUGCUAAGCACACCCGACCCUACUCGAGUCCUCAGCAGCACUGCCACCACUUCACACAACCACCUGUGACUUUCCAGUCUGUACCCUCUUCUCUCUCAAUCCCCUCCCGUUUCCAAAAAUUUGGCCCCCUCUCUCUCUAUCUCUCUCUCUCGCACAUCUCACAUUCUCACCACCACCACCUCCUCCUCUCUCUCCCAUCUCCAAUGGCGGCCGCCACCCACACCUCCCCUUCCGGCUGCUCCGCCUCCGGCAAGCCCUAGCCCUAGGCAGGCUGCUCCACUCCCCCACGCACACACCACACUUCUAUGGCCGCGCUACUCGCGUUCCUCCUCCUCCUGCUGCUGCUGCUCUCCGGGGGCGCCGCCGGCGACGACGUGGCGGCGCUGCUCGAGUUCAAGAAGGGCAUCGCGGGGCGAGACCGGGACAGGGUGCUGGGGUCCUGGUCGCGGCCCGCGACGACCGAGGCCGGCAGCGGCGGCGGGUGCCCCGCGUCGUGGCGCGGCGUGGCGUGCGACGGCGGCGCGGUGGUCGGCGUGGCGCUCGACGGCCUCGGCCUGGGGGGCGAGCUCAAGCUCGCGACCCUCGCCGGCAUGCGCGCGCUCCAGAACCUCUCCCUCGCCGGGAACGCCUUCUCCGGCCGCCUGCCGCCCGGCAUCGGCUCCCUCUCCUCGCUGCGCCACCUCGACCUCUCCCGGAACCGCUUCUACGGGCCCGUCCCGGCCCGCCUCGCCAACCUCUCGGGCCUCGUCCACCUCGACCUCUCCCGCAACAACUUCACCUCCGCCUUCCCCACCGACGGGAUCCAGCAGCUGCAGAACCUGCGCCGCGUCGACGUCCGCGGCAACAGCUUCUGGGGCAACGCCACCGACCUGCUCGCCAAGCUCCGCAACGCCGAGCACGUCGACCUCAGCGACAACCUCUUCACGGGGACCAUCGAUUUGGACCUCCGCAGCCUCUCCAGCAUCGGGAACACGGUCAGGUAUCUCAACCUCAGCCACAACAACCUGGACGGGGGCUUCUUCCGGAACGAGACGGUGGGCGCGUUCAAGAACUUGGCGGUCCUUGAUUUGAGCAACAACGGGCUUGCUGGCACAGUGCCGAGGCUCGAUGCGUGGUUCUCGCUCGAGUUUUUCAGCGUUGCCGGGAAUGGGCUAUUCGGGAUGAUGCCUGAGACACUCCUCCAGAAUUCCAUGCGGCUUGUCGAGGUUGAUCUCAGCAGGAACGGCUUCUCAGGGUCAUUGCCGAUUGUGAAUUCUACGACUUUGAAGGUGUUGAAUCUCUCUUCAAAUGUCUUAUCAGGAUCAUUACCAGCCACCAUGGGCAAAUGUACCUCAGUUGAUCUUAGUGGGAACCUGUUUUCAGGGGAAUUAGCUAUAUUACGUUCCUGGGAUGGGAUUGUUGAGGUCAUUGACUUGAGCUCAAACAAAUUGGUGGGAAGCUACCCAAAUGAUGCCUCCCAGUUUCAGAACUUAGUGUCACUGAAAUUACGAAACAAUUCAUUGUCAGGGUCUCUCCCUUCGGUGUUGGGUACCUAUCAGAAGUUAUCUGUCCUUGAUCUGAGUCAGAACACCCUCGAGGGAUCUGUGUUGCCUACUUUCUUCAUGUCACCAACUUUGACUGUGUUAAAUCUUUCUGGAAAUAAAUUUUCUGGAACUAUUCCAUUUGAGAGCACCCAUUCAACGGAAUCAAUACUUCUUUCAUCUCAACCAGGUCUCAGGAUUGUUGAUCUGUCCAGCAAUUCUUUGACUGGGCCAUUGCCACCAGAUAUCUCGAACCUGCAAAAACUUGAGUUCCUCAUUCUUAUGAUGAAUGAAUUAUCUGGGGAGAUUCCCAGUGAGAUAAGCAAGCUUCAAGCACUGGAGUAUAUUGACUUAUCACACAACCACCUGACAGGCAGAAUUCCGGAUAUGCCUCAAAAUGGCCUGAAGGUGUUCAAUGUAUCUUACAACAAUCUACAAGGAACUGUUCCCAAAAGUAUCGAAAAGUUUCCUUUAUCUUGCUUCCGACCUGGAAAUGACAUGUUAGUUUUCCCAGAUGGCCUCCCUGCUGGAAAUGAUGAUUACACCGGAGUUUCUCAGGGCCAAACAUCUCAUGUACAUAAGGCUGGUGUUCGAGUUGCUCUUAUUAUUGGUUGCAUUGGAGCUGUUUUGCUAGUUAUCUUCAUAGCCCUAGCAUUCUAUGUGGUCAGGUCUCAAGAGCUUUGCGGAAGAAAUGGAUUUAGAAGUCAGAUCACUAUCAGGGAUCUGAAGGGGAGAAUAAGCCCUCCAAAUCUGUUCAAGCCCCCGAAAGAUAAUGUGAUACCAAGUAAAACAAGUUUCUCAAAUGAUCAUCUCUUAAGAGCCGCAGCUAGAUCGAUGUCUGCCCAGAAAGAGUUAUUGGCUGAAGCCUCUGUUGAAUAUGGCUACACUGAUCCAAAGGAAGUUGCCGAGUCCACAAGUUUAGGUGUGACCGAGACUUCUUCUGCAAUCCAGGCUCAGGAGUCUUCUCCACGGUCUGCAUUGCCAACAUCGCCACAUUUUGCUGAUUCUAGAUUCCUUGAGGAACCUGUUGCUUUUGAAGUAUACUCUCCAGACCGGCUGGCUGGAGAAUUGAUCUUCAUGGACAGCACUUUGGUUUUCACAGCUGAGGAUCUGUCACGUGCACCGGCGGAAGUUCUUGGAAGGAGCAGCCAUGGAACAACGUAUAAAGCUGUUCUACAAAGCGGGCAUGUCCUAACAGUGAAAUGGCUGCGUGUCGGUCUUGUGAAGCAUAAAAAGGAGUUCACAAAGGAGAUAAAGAGGAUUGGCACUAUCAGGAAUCCAAAUAUAAUUUCAUGGAGAGCCUUCUAUUGGGGCCCUAAGGAGCAAGAGAGAUUAAUUAUUUCUGACUAUGUCAAUGGUGAUAGCUUGGCACUUUACCUUUAUGAGUCGACUCCAAGAAGAUACUCCCGCCUAUCGGUUCCUCAGCGUCUCAGAAUCGCCAUCGACCUAGCCCGCUGCCUCCAGUUCCUACACCAGGAGAAGGGCUUGCCGCACGGCAACUUGAAGCCAACUAACAUAUUCUUGGCUGGUCCUGACCUCUCUCCAAAGCUGGUGGACUACGGCCUGCACAGGUUCAUGACUCCAAGCGGCACCGCCGAGCAGAUACUGAAUCUAGGAGCGCUAGGGUACCGAGCCCCGGAGCUGGCGAACGCGGCCAAGCCCGCGCCCACGUUCAAGGCGGACGUGUAUGCGUUCGGGGUGAUCGUCAUGGAGAUGCUGACACGGAGGAGCGCUGGGGACAUCAUCUCGGGCCAGUCCGGCGCGGUCGACCUGACCGACUGGGUCCAGAUGUGCAGCAGGGAAGGGCGGGGCACUGACUGCUUCGACCGAGACAUCGCCGGCCUGGAAGAGUCCCCGAGGGUCAUGGACGAGCUGCUGGCGGUCUCGCUUAGGUGCGUCCUCCCUGUAAAUGAGAGGCCUAGCAUGAAGACGGUCUGCGAUGACCUGUGCUCCAUAACAGCGUGAGUGAGUUUCCCCCUCCCCCAAUGUACAUGUAACCGAUCAAUUUUCCGCCCGUUGGUCCUGAUUUUUUCUCUAUCCCGUGGGGGUUCCAGAGCCUUGUAGACAGGGCUUGUUUGAUUUGUAACUGCUAGUGUAAAGAGGAUUCGAUCCACCCAUUGAUUGAUUGAUAUCAGCCAUUGCCGUCUUUC